AUGGGCCCCACCAACGGACAACAACCCCCCCGCGUCUUGGACUUCGGAGGCAAACGGGCUGUGGAACUGGGCACGGGCUGCGGCGUGGCGGGCAUGGGCCUAUUCCUAUUGGGCCUAACGGACUUGGUCCUCACUGAUAUCGUGCCCGUGAUGCCGGCCCUGAAGUGCAACCUGAAGGUGAACAAGCGCAUCCUCCACAAGACCCUUUCUACAUCAGAUGGGCUGCCUCCAUUUUCCUCAACUACGCCACUGGUUGCAUCUUCGAGUACGAUUCCAAUCAUCCUCUCGGAUCUUGAAUCGGCUUCAAAGAACUGGACACUCCCAAUUUCACCGGUUCCUUUUACUCUAAGACUAAAGCCAUGGUAG
Molecule: messenger RNA, 366 nt
Organism: Sphenostylis stenocarpa
Lineage: Eukaryota; Viridiplantae; Streptophyta; Magnoliopsida; Fabales; Fabaceae
Source: the annotation of a GenBank genome assembly